AAACCGGCGCUAUGGGGCGGUGGGCCUUGGGGAAGGUUGGGAAGAAAAGUGUUCGCCCGGUGGAUUUGUCCGUUGGGUCGACGGAACGAAAGGGUGAGCAGGUAUAAGGGCAGACCUUGCCUUCGCGACUGGAUGAGACAUAGCAGUGCGUUCUUUGGAUGAUGUUUCUUCGCUGAGUUAUACGUCGUUGCUGCUGCCCGCUUGUCAUCAGACUCGCCCUGCUACUAACUGAGGCUUCACCAUCUCCGAGUCCUCUUCAAAAUACAUUUCCCAUCCCCACCCUCAUCAUGGGCAACGCGUUCAACCCCUCAGCCGGCAAGACCGGCGUUACCAACUUCAAUCCUGAAAAGGACAUCCCUUCUCUCGAGGGAAAAGUGGUCUUCAUCUCAGGAGGUACUGGCGGCCUAGGGGCCGAGUCCGCCAAAGCCCUUGCCGUCCACAACGCCGCGCACAUCUAUAUCUCGGGUCGAAACCGCAAAGCCGCCGAGACGAUCAUCUCCUCGAUCAGACAUAGGAAUCCAAAGCCAGAUGUGACCUUCGUGGAGCUGGACUUGUCGUCUCUAGCAUCGGUCAAGGAAGGUGUAAAGAAGUACUUUAAGCACGACCGCUUGGAUAUCCUGAUGUGCAACGCAGGCAUCAUGGCGCAGCCCGCGUCGUUGAGCAAAGAUGGUUACGAGAUCCAGUUCGCGACGAAUCACCUCGGGCACGCGAUGCUGAUCCACGAACUCCUGCCGGUGUUGCUAGCAACGGCUAAGAAACCAGGCUCUGACGUGCGCAUACUGAACCUAACGUCAUUGGGUUACGCAUUCCAUCCACCAUCGGGCAUAUCCUUCGCCGAGCUCUCCGCGCACAAGCCCAUGACCCGCCUGCUGAUGGGCGGCUGGGUCCGCUACGGGCACGCGAAACUCGCAAACAUCCUGUACGCCUCGGAGCUCGCACGGCGGUACCCACAGAUCACAUCCGUGAGCAUCCAUCCUGGGACUGUGUAUACAGAUCUCUGCAUCGGACAACCAUGGUAUAAUCGCUGGUUUAUUUAUGGGGCGUGCUAUCUGCAGGGGAUAAAACUCAUAUCGCCGGACCAGGGAUGCUGGAACCAGGUUUGGUGCGCUGCUGGAGCAAAGAAGCAGGAACUUGCUAACGGGAGUUUUUAUUUGCCUGUUGGAAUAGAGGCGUUUGAGACUUUGGAUAAGACGGCACAGAGUGAAAAGCUGGGGAAGGAGCUGUGGGAGUGGACCGAGGAUGUACUGGCGAAGGUUUAGGGAUGUGGGCAUUGCCAGCCGUCAUCACUAGGUUUGCUCAGGCGUAUUAUCUUUUUCUUGCGUCGUUAUUUUCAUAUAGAGUUGUACCAUUGCGAUAGCUUCUUCUUUCGUAGCGUGUAGAUUGCGCGUGAGAGCGAGAGGGAAGGCUUGGUGUGGACUGCGAGCUUGGAACGGCAUCUUACGCUGUCCCACAAAUAUUUCUAUUCGCUUGUGCCGCGCUUCCUCAAGGGU
This is a messenger RNA of Trematosphaeria pertusa, 1490 nucleotides long. Its product is annotated as NAD(P)-binding protein. The record is from RefSeq and is a predicted model, not a curated record. Lineage: Eukaryota; Fungi; Ascomycota; Dothideomycetes; Pleosporales; Trematosphaeriaceae. The coding region runs from base 288 to 1259 and encodes 323 amino acids. The transcript is spliced from 2 exons.